CUCCCGUAAUCUGUAUACAUGAAAUCUGAGAUACGCGGCAGAAAUUUGGCUCGUCACCUCUGAUCAUGCACCGCACCAGAAAUAAACUCUAACGUCCUAAGUCACCGCUCCUGGAGAGCUGCACAGAAUGAACCUGCGGCCGUUGGGAGAGGAGCGAUGCAUGCGCGGCCGCACUUCUGAUUCCAGAACGUAGGAUUGGGGGUAAUCUGAAAGGAAUAAGCUGAAAUGGCGACCCAGGUGUCUAACUCCGGGCCAGCGAGGUCCGCGUUGGGCUCGGAGGACUACAGUCUGUACAGCAGUUUGAGCGAGGAGGAGUUGAUACAAAUGGCCAUCGAGCAGAGUCUGGGGGAGACGAACCCGGGGCAGACAACUGGCCCCAGACAUCAAAAACUGCCUGCCAAUGUCAACGAGGGGGCAGCAGCUGCCAGCUGGAACAGACCCACCACGAAAAAAGAGCCCCCGCAGCCCCCAGCAAACAACAGCACAGCGCAGUCCCCCGGCGCGGGGUCAGGGAAGGCGGUAAGGAAGAGGUAUGAUGGCAGCUAUUACUGCACCAACCAGACCAUCGAGUGGAGUCCCAUCGAAGAGACGAUCAUGAAGAAGGACGAGGAGGCGCUGAACGAAAUGAUGAAGGCAGGAAAACAUCUCUACGAACCCAACAAGGACGGCUGGCUUCCGCUGCACGAGGCGGCCUACUACGGGGCGCUGGGCUGCGCAAAGCUUCUGCUGCAAGCGUAUCCGUGCACGAUUGACCAGCGGACCCUGCUGGAGGAGACGGCAACGUACAUGGCGACGGUGAGGGGAAACUUAGACGUCUUGCGGUUCCUGCUGCACUCCGGAGCCGAGCCCGAUAUCGCCAACAAGUCCAGAGAGACCCCGCUUUAUAAAGCCUGUGAGCAGAGAAACGCGGACGCCGUGCGGCUGCUCGUGGAGUACCGGGCCGACGUUAAUCAUCGCUGUAACCGGGGCUGGACCGCGCUGCAUGAAGCCGUGGCGCGGAACGACCUGGAGAUCAUAGAAAUUCUGGAGAAAAACGGAGCAAAAAUCGAAGCCAAAAACUGCUACGGCAUCACCCCCCUGUUUGUUGCUGCCCAGAGCGGCCAGCUGGAGGCAUUGCGAUAUCUCAUAAAAUGCGGGGCUGAGAUCGAUACACAAGCCAACGAUAACGCCACGGCGCUGUUUGAGGCCUCUAAAAACGGCCAUGAGGAAAUUGUGGAGUGUCUGCUGGCCCAAGGAGCCGACGCCAACAAACAGAACAAAGACGGGCUGCUGCCUAUUCACGUCGCAGCCAAAAAGCGAGACAACGAUGAGAUCGUCUCCAUGCUCAUCCCGGUGACCAGCCGCGUCCGAGUGAAGCGCAGCGGGAUCAGCCCGCUCCAUAUCGCGGCAGAGCGGAACAACGACGACGUCUUAGAGGAACUCGUCAACGCCGGCUACGACGUCAACUUCACCCUUUCCCACGACCGCGCGCGGCUCUACGAGGACAAGCGCAGCACCGCGCUCUACUUCGCCGUCAUGAACAAUAACAUCCACGCAACCCAACUGCUCCUGGAAGCCGGAGCCAACCCCAACAUCGACCUCAUCAACCCGCUGCUCAUUUCCAUACGCCACGGGUGCUGCAAGACGAUGAAACUGCUUCUGGACCAUGGCGCCAACAUCAACGCCUACAUCGCCACUCACCCGACCUCCUUCCCGGCCACCAUUAUGUUUUCCAUGAGGUUCCUGAGCAUUCUGAAGUUCAUCAUGGACCUGGGAUGUGACGGAGAAACCUGCUUUAAAUGUGACUAUGGAAAUGGGCCCCAUCCCCCGAUAGAAAUGACGAGCCGUGAACAGACUGGCCCCAAACAACCAAAAAUCGUGCAGUUUUGUGAGAUGGUUUCUACGCCGGACCUCAGCCGCUGGGCAGGACCCAUCAUAGACGUUCUUCUCGAUUACGUCGGAAACGUCACCCUUUGUUCUCGGCUGCAGGAACAUUUAGACAGCUUCGAAGACUGGGAGUGCAUCAAGGCAAAAUCGGAACCCCCCCGGCCCCUGACACAUCUGUGUCGCUUGAGAGUCAGAGAACUCGUCGGAAUAAACCGCAUCAGGCUGCUAAACACGCUGCCGCUGCCGCAGAGACUCCUCCGGUAUCUGACGUACGAUAAUUCCGAUGGCUGUUAAGCUGACCUCCGGAACGCCGCGCAUGGAUAACGUGUUGUUCUCGCAAUAAGCUUAUGGCUGAAAGGGGAAGGGCAAAACAGGAUCAGGUAUUUAUUCUCCAGCUGUGAAAGGGUUAAACAGAGGAUGAACUGCGGGGGGAACAACGUUUCCAGGAAAGUCACAGAAUGGUCAGCAACGCAAGUCUGAUUUCAAGGCUGUGUAAGUGAAUGAAUGC
Spea bombifrons (plains spadefoot toad) is the source of this 2374-nucleotide messenger RNA. RefSeq names its product ankyrin repeat and SOCS box containing 2 (gene ASB2). Bases 226 to 2160 code for a protein of 644 amino acids. Gene Ontology annotation, cellular component: cytoplasm. NCBI's taxonomy places the organism in Eukaryota, Metazoa, Chordata, Amphibia, Anura, Pelobatidae. The record is from RefSeq and is a predicted model, not a curated record. The transcript has 10 exons. Gene Ontology annotation, molecular function: protein binding. Gene Ontology annotation, biological process: intracellular signal transduction.